UACAGUGUGUCAUGUGGAAGCUGAAGACUUGCUCUCCCCCUCUGCCAGCUAGCUGCCGGUCCCUUCACUGGUUCCCUUUGCUUCUUAAGGAGAGGAAAGCUGCGGAAGAACCAGGCACUGGGGUUGGCUCUUGCUAAGCUCUUGUGAUUGCAAAGAAGGAGGAGUGUGGAGCAGCAGCAGCAGCAGCAACAGCAGCUUCAGACCAUUAAAAGCAAGGAGACACCAGAGGUUUGUGCCAGGCUGCUGCUUACCCUGAGACAUUCAAGCUAGAGAAGAGGUCAUCUUCACUGCAGGGGGGGAUGCAGGGUAAGAAGACCAGGGGCUCCAGUGGAAGGACUGCUGAUGUUCAAGGAGAUGAGGCUCAGGGGAAGAAGAAGAAAAAGAAGGCAUCUUGCUUCUUAAACAUCAAGAUCUUCCUAGUGUCUGAAUGUGCCCUGAUGCUGGCACAGGGCACUGUAGGAGCUUACCUGGUUAGUGUCCUGACAACUCUGGAACGAAGGUUUAACCUGCAGAGCACUGAUGUAGGAGUGAUUGCCAGCAGCUUUGAGAUUGGGAACUUGGCUCUUAUAUUAUUUGUUAGUUACUUUGGAGCCAGAGGGCACCGACCUCGCUUAAUUGGAUGUGGAGGAAUAAUUAUGGCCUUGGGGGCAUUUCUUUCCGCUCUGCCUGAAUUUCUGACACACCAAUACGAAUACGAAUCAGGUGAGAUUCGAUGGGGAGCAGAAGGAAGAGAUUUUUGCACAGCUAAUGGUUCCUCCAGUGGAGAUGUUCCUGAUCCGGAUAUAAUAUGCAGGAAUACUGCUACUACCAACAUGAUGUACUUACUUCUUAUUGGAGCACAGGUCCUUUUGGGAAUUGGUGCUACUCCUGUGCAACCCCUUGGAGUAUCAUACAUUGACGACCAUGUGAGGCGAAAAGAUUCUUCCCUAUAUAUAGGUAUCCUGUUCACCAUGCUGGUAUUCGGACCAGCCUGCGGCUUUAUCCUAGGGUCCUUCUGUACCAAGAUUUAUGUUGAUGCUUUACUUGCCGAUACCAGUAAGCUGGAAAUAACUCCGGAAGAUCCAAGGUGGAUUGGCGCAUGGUGGGCUGGUUUUCUGCUCUGUGGUGCCUUACUGUUCUUCUCUUCUCUUCUGAUGUUUGGAUUUCCUCAGUCUCUCUCUACUUUCAAGGAUAACUCUGAUGAGAGUGAGCAAACUAUGCUACCCGACCUAGAAUACGAGAGACCGAAACCAAGCAAUGGUGUGCUGAGGCAUUCUUCUGAGUCAGGAGAAGGAACAUCCUGCUUUGAACAGCUCAAAGUCAUUCCAAAAGUAACUAAGCACCUAUUAUCCAACCCUGUGUUCACCUGCAUCGUUCUCGCAGCUUGCAUGGAGAUAGCUGUGGUAGCAGGCUUUGCAGCAUUCCUGGGUAAAUAUCUAGAACAACAGUUCAACCUGACAACCUCAUCUGCCAAUCAACUGCUAGGAAUGACUGCAAUACCUUGUGCAUGCUUGGGCAUUUUUCUCGGUGGACUUCUUGUGAAGAAACUAAGUCUGUCUGCACUGGGAGCAAUUAGAAUGGCAAUGCUUGUUAACCUGGUUUCCACUGCUUGCUACGUUUCCUUUCUCUUCUUGGGCUGUGACACGGGUCCAGUAGCCGGAGUGACUGUUCCCUAUGGAAACUUCUCUUCUACAGGGCCCUCUACUGAUCACACCCCUCCCUGCAAUGCUGGCUGUGAAUGUCAGAAUGACUCCUUCUCCCCGGUAUGUGGUGCUGAUGGAAUCACCUACAUGUCUGCUUGCUUUGCUGGCUGCACAAAAGCAAAUUUCACUGGCUGUUUAUGUGUUACAUCUGUCCCCGUGGAGAAUAAUACUGUGAUUCCUGGAAAAUGUCCCAGCCCUGGAUGUCAGGAAGCGUUUCUCACAUUCCUAUGUGUAAUGUGUGUUUGCAGCAUGAUUGGAGCAAUGGCCCAAACUCCAUCUGUUAUCAUCCUGAUCAGGGCUGUAAGUCCGGAACUGAAGUCAUAUGCACUAGGUGUCCUGUUUCUUCUUUUGCGUUUGAUCGGAUUUAUACCUCCACCACUCAUCUUUGGAGCUGGGAUUGACUCUACCUGUCUGUUUUGGAGCACAUUUUGCGGAGAGCAGGGAGCCUGUGCUCUGUAUGACAAUGUUGCCUAUAGAUAUCUUUAUGUCAGCAUUGCUAUAACACUGAAGUCCUUAGCGUUCAUCCUUUAUACCACCACAUGGCAAUGCCUGAGGAAAAACUAUAAGAGAUACAUCAAAAAUCACGAGGGAGGGCUCACUACAAGUGAAUUUUUUGCAUCAACGCUGACCUUAGAUAACCUCGGCCGAGACUCUAUCUCUCAAAAUAAAACUAACAGGACAAAAUUCAUCUAUAACCUGGAAGACCAUGAGUGGUGUGAAAAUAUGGAGUCUGUUUUAUAGUAAAAGAUGGGUGGACUAACUCUAUGUGUUGUCCACACAAGAUAUUCUUUAUUUUUUAAAUGAAAGCAAAUAUAUAUAUAAAUAUAAUUUCUUUUGCAUUGGACAUUGGAUGGGACUUGGUUUAUUUGCCAUUAGAAUGGUAUAUGGAAGGAAAGCAAACAGAGAUCCAGCUGUUUGUUCUCAGGCCUUCAGCAUCUGAUCUUCUAGCAUGUUGGAUACUGCAACAAGUCCCUUAUGGCUUGUCUAAUGGAGAGCCCAGCAGGCUCACAAAAGCGGCUCAUAAACUAAGCAAAUCUGGCAAGAUUCUAGCCUUGAAUUUAAUGGCAUCAUGCAUUGCUGCGUUUGAUUGAUACAAGUGCAAACCAUUUGCUGGAUGAUGGCUGACAGCACCCUAUAAAUACUCUUCAAGAUCAUCUCUCUCAUUGCUGUGAAUGGCAAACAGGCUCCGGCUUUAAUAAAUCCUAAUCAAUGUAAUGACUUUCAAGACAUUAAGAGAGCAAUCAAAAAUCCAUGUUUUGGCUUUUUUUUUUUUUCUUCACCAGCUCAUUGACUGAAAUGUUGCCCUGUACUGUCACCGAAACGUGUAUCCCAUUAAUCACGGUUCAUAGACCCCUGUUCAGUAGAGCAUGAUUCCGGCCUUCCUUUGUCUGAGUGAAUUUAAGAAUUGUUGCAGUGAACAGAGAAAAAUCCUCAAAUGA
Messenger RNA from Bufo bufo (common toad), 3121 nucleotides. RefSeq names its product solute carrier organic anion transporter family member 3A1 (gene SLCO3A1). The transcript has 10 exons. Gene Ontology annotation, molecular function: protein binding. Gene Ontology annotation, cellular component: membrane. The record is from RefSeq and is a predicted model, not a curated record. Gene Ontology annotation, biological process: sodium-independent organic anion transport; transmembrane transport; prostaglandin transport. NCBI's taxonomy places the organism in Eukaryota, Metazoa, Chordata, Amphibia, Anura, Bufonidae. Bases 300 to 2423 code for a protein of 707 amino acids.